Sorex fumeus (smoky shrew) is the source of this 1863-nucleotide messenger RNA. It is a transcript of the gene DYRK4, whose product is annotated as dual specificity tyrosine phosphorylation regulated kinase 4. NCBI's taxonomy places the organism in Eukaryota, Metazoa, Chordata, Mammalia, Eulipotyphla, Soricidae. The record is from RefSeq and is a predicted model, not a curated record. The coding region runs from base 1 to 1863 and encodes 620 amino acids. The transcript has 14 exons. Gene Ontology annotation, cellular component: nucleus. Gene Ontology annotation, molecular function: ATP binding; protein serine/threonine kinase activity; protein serine/threonine/tyrosine kinase activity. Gene Ontology annotation, biological process: peptidyl-serine phosphorylation; peptidyl-threonine phosphorylation.
AUGGAUACUAGAAAGACAAAAAAAUACUCUCUGUCAUCCUUCCCAGUUUUGAGAGGGAGAAAGAAACAAAACAUCACAUCUGUGAAGGUUGACAAUAAGCCUUUGGUUCCAACCCAGAAGCCACCUCCCAAGACCAAGAACUUUAGAGUGACUCGGUUUUUACGGAAGAGUUUAAACUCCAACAUUCCUUCACUCCCUUUUGUGGAAAACAAGGGGAAGAAGAAUAUGGUUAACUUUCCACAUAUCAGCAACAAAUUAUUGCUGAAACCACCACUGCUCUAUCAGGAUAAUCAAAUGCACAGCCAUUCAUUGUCCUCUGAACACACGACUUCGGAAUCAACUUUCCAUAGCAGCACUAAAUCUCACGAAUCCAAAUCAGAAGAGAAACCACCCAAGAAGCAAAAAGUCCCCCUGACUGCCUCAGAAGCUCUCAAGUUCUUUAAGAACCAGUUGUCUACUUACGAGCAAAGUGAAGUUCUGGGCUACACCGAGCUGUGGUUCCUGGGGCUCGAUGCUGAGAAACUCCACGUGCCCCCUCAGAAAUGCAGCAGGACAAGUUUUGAUGAUGAACAUGGCUCCUACAUGAAGGUUCUACACGACCACAUUGCCUACCGCUAUGAGGUUCUGGAGAUGAUUGGAAAAGGGUCCUUUGGGCAGGUGGCCAAGUGCCUGGAUCACAAAAACAAUGAGCUGGUGGCCUUGAAAAUCAUCAGGAACAAGAAGAGGUUUCACCACCAGGCCUUGGUAGAGCUGAAGAUCCUGGAGGCUCUCAGAAAGAAGGACAAAGACAACAGCUACCACGUGGUACACAUGAAGGACUUCUUCUACUUCCGCAACCAUCUCUGCAUCACCUUUGAACUCUUAGGAAUCAACUUAUAUGAAUUAAUGAAGAACAAUAGCUUCCAAGGUUUUAGUCUCUCAAUAGUUCGACGCUUCACCCUCUCUGUGUUGAAGUGUUUGCAAAUGCUUUAUGUAGAGAAAAUUAUUCACUGUGAUCUCAAGCCUGAGAAUAUAGUAUUAUACCAGAAGGGCCAAGUCUCAGUUAAAGUUAUUGACUUUGGAUCUAGCUGCUAUGAGAACCAGAAAGUAUACAGCUAUAUCCAGAGUCGGUUCUACCGAUCCCCAGAAGUGAUUCUUGGCCACCCCUACAACAUGGCCAUUGAUAUGUGGAGCCUGGGUUGCAUCAUGGCUGAGCUGUACACGGGCUACCCUCUCUUCCCAGGGGAGAAUGAAGUGGAGCAGCUGGCCUGCAUCAUGGAGGUGCUGGGCCUGCCACCCACCCACUUCAUUCAAACGGCCUCCAGGAGACAGACCUUCUUUGAUUCCAGAGGUUUUCCUAAAAAUAUAACCAACAAUAGGGGGAAAAAGAGAUACCCAGAUUCCAAGGACCUCACAAUGGUGCUGAAGACCUAUGACACCAGCUUCCUGGACUUCCUCAGAAGGUGUUUGGUAUGGGAGCCUUCUCUUCGCAUGACCCCUGACCAGGCCCUCAAGCAUGCUUGGAUUCAUGAAUCACGCAAUAUCAAACCCCGGAACAGGGUCCAGAACCUGAGGAAAUCCAGUCUCUACCUCCCCUGUGAGACAAGGAAAGAUAAGGUUCCAGGGCAUCGUCACCCUAGCAAAAAAGAGGUGAUCACAACAAAAGUUUUGGGCAAAAUCAGAGAUGGAGCCUCUAAGCACAUUCAAAAUUCAAGUGAUCCACAGUGCUCUCUCCCAUGCACCACUGAAGUUGUCCAGCUGCCUCAACUCAUUGAAACAUCCAUGAAGACAGAGGCCACCAAGUCUGAUGAGUCCAAGACCUCCAAGGAAGCAAGUAAAAACUCAACACCCAAGAUCAAGAAUAUCUUGCCACCUAUAGUAUGA